Drosophila ananassae is the source of this 1466-nucleotide messenger RNA. RefSeq names its product 4'-phosphopantetheine phosphatase. Gene Ontology annotation, molecular function: ATP binding; pantothenate kinase activity. The record is from RefSeq and is a predicted model, not a curated record. Gene Ontology annotation, cellular component: nucleus; cytosol. The transcript has a single exon. Bases 195 to 1379 code for a protein of 394 amino acids. Gene Ontology annotation, biological process: coenzyme A biosynthetic process. Lineage: Eukaryota; Metazoa; Arthropoda; Insecta; Diptera; Drosophilidae.
UAUUAGAAAAAUUAGAAAAUUAGAAAAAUUGAUUUGCGAGAUGGUUGGAAUUUAUUCCAAUCGCAGCAUUAUAAAUUCAAAAUUAAUAUGAGAACUAUUUUUGGUUAGUUUAAAUAAACCGUUAGAGGUAACAGCUGUUUUGUUGCCAGAGUUGUCAUUAUCCUUCAACCCAACCGAUAGACCUUCAAGUCGAUAUGCUCUCAACAACCCUACCACAACUUGUAAUAAUUACAAAAACGGCGACAAUUUCUGCGCUUAAAUUCACUCGCCUUGCGUCGUUAAAACGCGCCGCUAUGCAUAACUGCAGCCUGCUGCCGGAUCCGGCGGUUUACCAGCCGGACACGCUGGACCUCAAUACGGAUGCCAAAGCGGCCGACUAUUGGUUCGACUGCUUCCGGAAUCUGGCUACGAAGUUCGCCAAAGUGGCUGAGAAGUCUCAGGCAUUGGUGGAUAACACUGCCGGCCAGCGGGCGGAGCAGUUUCGGGAGGCCUACAUUCAAAAGCUGGAGGAGCACCAAAGGAACAUUCCGCAGAACAGCGGCAAAGUGGUCCUCGGGACCAGUGAGCUCCUCAACAUCAACGAAACUAUGCUGCGGCGUUAUGGAUUCACGGAUCCCUGGCUCAGCCAGAAGAAACUGGAGAACGCCUCCGCCGUAGCCAAUCUGAAGGAGCGGCUUAAGGAACUGGAUUCACUGCAGGAUCAGGACGCUCGAUGGACGGAAUUGGUGCGAGGGGUGCUGGCCGGCAAUAUGUUUGACUGGGGCGCCCAGGCUAUCGCCAAUAUCCUGGAGCAGAACAGUAGUUUUGGCCUCCACUCCGCCUUGGACAGCAUAGAGGAGAGACCCUGGCUGCUCGACAACCUGGAUAACUGGUUGCAACGCCUGAAGGGGCCGCCGCAUAAGUGCGCCGUUGUGUUUGUGGACAACAGCGGCGUGGAUGUGGUACUGGGAGUGCUGCCCUUCGCCCGGGAGCUGCUUAAACGUGGCACCAAAGUGAUACUCUGCGCCAAUAGCGAACCAGCGCUCAAUGAUGUAACGAGUCGAGAGUUGGAGGCACUUCUGGACGAGUGCGCUCCGGAGUGUGAGGUGAUAGCGGAGGCCUGGAAGAGCAGACGGUUGCUGGUGUAUGCCAAUGGGCAGUCUGGUCCUUGUCUGGACAUGCGCACCCUUCCGCCAGAGCUGUGCGACGCCAUCGCCGCCAAUGAGACUGACCUGCUCGUGAUCGAGGGCAUGGGCCGGGCACUACACACGAACCUGAAUGCCCGCUUCGGCUGCGAGACUCUGAAGCUGGCCGUGAUUAAGAACCGCUGGCUGGCCAAGUACCUGGGCGGCGAGGCCAUGUUCGCCGUCAUAUGCAAGUUCGAGCCCGCUGCCAGCUAGUGCUGGAGCCACUGCGUCAAUUGUUAUCCCACAACCAAUACCCCCUUGUUGACAAGAGCCGUUGAAAUGAAAACCAGAUGAUCAGAA